Molecule: messenger RNA, 2553 nt
Organism: Microthlaspi erraticum
Lineage: Eukaryota; Viridiplantae; Streptophyta; Magnoliopsida; Brassicales; Brassicaceae
Source: the annotation of a GenBank genome assembly
AUGAGUUCGAAUGGAGAGAAGAUAAUGAUGAAAAAGUCAGGUUUUGCUCAGAAGUUGUUGGAUGAUCUUCGCACAAGGAAGGAACAACUUUCAAUCUCUCAGAAUACAGAUAACUAUGCAUAUUCAAACCGAGGAUUUAAGAGAUCCAAAGAAACCAGAGCAAAAUCUACAACAUAUCAAGACUUCAACUAUGGAGGAGCUAAAGCACUCACUAGCGGCAUAGAGACUUCAAAUCAAAUACUUCCUUAUGGAAAAGGAGCGAGGAUGGAGAAAAUCGAUUUAUCGAAAGCAUUAGCAUUUGCACUUGAAAAUGCUGGGAAAGCUACAAGAGGAGAUCCAACAGGGAAUGCCUCAAUCAUUAGUUUCCUCCAUGAAGUAGGAAAGAGAUCUUUGGGAUAUGGAACAUCAGAAAGAAGAAGCAGUCAACAACAACAACUGUGCUCAAGCAGUCAACAACUUCCCAUGGUUCACGUUCAUAUCAAAGAAAUCUCAAAGGGAACUAAAAAGCUGAAUCAGAUCAUAAAAGCAUGUAGUAACAGCCUCAGUUUCCGUAAAGGAAGGUACUCGAUACAAUGCGGUGAAGAGCUCAUGGAAGGUGCCGUUGAACUAGAACAGUCUCUUCGUUUGCUUGUGGACAUCCAACAAGCUUCAUCUGAGUACAUGACCAAGAAACCGAGGAAAAACAGAAUCAGGUUGCUUGAAGAAACUGAUGAUGAGGAGGAGGAGGAAAAUGAGGCUCAAAAUAGAAAUCACCUAAAGAUCAAAGAAGUCGCAAAGGCGGAUAUAGAGAUGAGACUAUUGGCGCUUAACUAUCCAGAGGAAAAGAAGAGUAAACACAGAAAGCAAACAAGUAGUUUCCAAGAUACCGAGCUGAAACCUCAGAAGGGAAGGAUUCCAAAUGUUGUUGCCAAGUUGAUGGGAUUAGGAGAGUUUCCACAGGAUGAAAAAGAAACCAAGAACAAGAAUGAUGCAUCCAUCAAAUCUACAGAGAGUCUCACAAGAGGUAGAGUAAUGCAAGCUAGUGAAGCGCAAAGGAGCUCAAUGCCAUUGGAUUUAGUAGUCCAUAAGGAGACUCAGAAAGUAUCCGCGAGUGGAGCAAGUUACAAAGCCAAGCCUCAGAAGAAGGAUAGAGAGAAUGAUGAUUCAAAUAGCAGAAAAAUAAAUAAGGUUACACACAAGAAAGAUGGAGAAUCAUCGACGAAAAAUGUUACCAGAAAGAGUUCAGCUCCAACAGAAAAUAAACAUAAGGCUGUCUCAAGGAGCCAACAAAAGCCUUUACAUAAACUUGGGUUUGAGAAAAAACUAAGUUUUCAAAAUUCUGGAGGAAGUGAGGAAGGAAAGAGCAUCAAGAAAGAGAAGUUGAAGCAAGAAAGUGCACAAGAGAAUGGUGUGAUGACCAAUCACUCGCCUAAACCUUUGAGUUCUUUGGAUAUAGUAACGAAGCUACGACUAACAGACAAAGCUCCACCUGUGAGGAAAAGCUUUUCUCAUGUUGAAGUAGCACAGAAGAAAAAACAAGGAGAGGUGCAUAAACCGGAGAUCCAAGAGAAGAAGAAUCAAGAAAUCUCCAAUCCAAAUGGAGGAUUGUUCAAAGUAGUGAAGCAACCAGAGAAUAAGAAGCAUGUUUCCAGAGAAGAAGAUGGAAAACAUACUCAGUUACUCAAAAGUUACAAUGGUAGUAAUAAGAUGAAAGCACAAGAAGCAGAGAAAUGCAUUAGUAGUUCUAAAGUUUCAGGCGUUGAGGUCCAAUCAUCAAACAGAAAUGUGGCUGAGCAUAUCAGAGAGAUCAAAGAUGACUCGAUUCAGCUUAUCGCCGCCGAGAGAGUCCAAUGUCAAGAUCCUUCAGAAAAUCAUCGUGGGCUCAUGUUUACGGAUGAGAUGGAUCAACAAGCUCUGUUAUCAAAACUUGAUGGAAAGUCAGAAAUAUUAUCUAAGACAGUAUAUGAAGGAACCAGAAGGGAAGUGGAAGCUAAUAUACCCUUGUUGGAGAAACGACCAGAACACCAAAAACAAGAAAGUACAGAGAUAUUGUCUGAAAAUGAAAGAAACCUCAAGAAGAUAGUUGUGAAAAGCCAACUAUUUGUAGACACAGCAGAGGCACUUUUCAAACUCAACAUUCCUCUUCAUGACGCAGCCGAUGGGAGCAAUUACUAUCAACAAGACAAGAAUCUACUCCUCGAUUGUGGCUACGAGCUAAUGAAAAGGAAAGGGAGGUUUCAAGAGUUAAGUGUCCAUCCUUUUGUGAAGGUACCCAUCAGUUCCUCUAAAGUAAACUCAUUGGACAAUCUUGUUAGACAAUUAAGCAAAGAGUUCGAGAAGCUGAGAGCCUACGGUAGGGAGUGCUACACUGAAUCACUUGUUGAAGACUACUUGCCAAAGGUGUUGGAAAGAGAUGUUCACCAUAAAGAUCCAAACUUGAACUCAAUGUGGGACAUGGGUUGGAAUGAUUCCAUGCUCGCAUUCAUCGAGAAAGAUGAUGUUAUAAGGGACAUAGAGAGGGAAAUAUUCAGUGGACUCAUGGAGGAAGUAACCAGAGAUCUUAUUUGGAUAUAG